Aethina tumida (small hive beetle) is the source of this 2039-nucleotide messenger RNA. Its product is annotated as O-acyltransferase like protein. The coding region runs from base 53 to 1942 and encodes 629 amino acids. Gene Ontology annotation, molecular function: acyltransferase activity, transferring groups other than amino-acyl groups. The record is from RefSeq and is a predicted model, not a curated record. NCBI's taxonomy places the organism in Eukaryota, Metazoa, Arthropoda, Insecta, Coleoptera, Nitidulidae. The transcript is spliced from 12 exons.
AAUAGCAAAAUUAAAAGAAUGCAGACUUGCACUUUCGGACGUGUAGAAUCAAAUGAAAUGUUCUACUCGUAUUUCUUCGAAUAAUAAAAUGUUACUGUUCUGUACAGUGAUUGUGAUAAUUGUCGGUAUCAGUUUAGAAGUAAAAAGUGAUUUAAUUCCAGAUGACAUAUACGAUGAAUUUCCUCCCAUUUUUCAUAUCGACGAUCAAAACAAAUGUCACCAAGAAAACAAGCAUUUUUGCAGAGUUUCCCUAAAACUGAACCCCAUCAAUGAAUCAUCUGAAAUAUGGAAGAGCAUAUUGAAAACCAAAGAAAAUAUUAAUUAUUAUAACCACGACGAGUUGUUUUAUGCAAUAUGUGUGGAGGAUGCUUGUCCCCAAUAUCAAAUAGAACCCAAUCACAUUGGAGACGUAAUAAGAAAAUGUUAUUCUAAAAAACAUCAACAUUUGGGACUGGACACAAAAGUUGUUGACUAUAAUUGCAAAGAUCAUAUAUAUGAAAUUGGAAAUUAUGAAAUUAUAUUCAUGUGUUCUUUUGGACUGUAUAUGUCAUUAGUUCUCUUUGCCACUUAUUAUGACUAUAAACAUGGGAAACACAAAACGGUUAAAUUUGGAAUGGACAUAAUUAAAAGCCUGUCAAUAGUUACGAAUUGGGAGAAGAUUAAAAAAAUAAACGAACAACCAAAACUUCGAUGCAUGCAAGGCAUCAGAUUCUACACAAUGUUGCUGGUAAUAUUUUGCCACACUUAUGCCAGUUUUAUUGGAGGAUAUGUGCAAGAUACUAAAUAUUUAGAACAGAUAUACUUGAAUCCCCUAAGACAUAUGUUGAACAAUUGGUUGGUGUUUCUGGUCCAAACAUUCUUUUUAUUCUCAGCUUGGCUACUCUCCUAUCACUUCUUUCAAACACUAGAGAAAUCGUCAGUAUCUUUAAAAAGAUACGUCACACUAACAUUUAUUAACAGAUAUUUAAGAAUUAUACCUCCAGUUUUUCUUAUAACCACCUUCGGAUACAGCACAUGGAUUUUUAAUUUCUUAUACAAUGGACCAGUAAAAGACCAAUAUUCUGACUUGGAAUACAAAAUUUGCCAAAAAAAUUGGUGGACGACACUAUUGUUUAUUAAUAACAUAUCUACAGAACCUGAGAUGUGUUAUUUUAUUACGUGGUAUCUGUCUGCAGACACACAACUGUAUUUACUAUCGUUGUUAAUUUUCUCAGUCAUAUGGAAAUUUAGAAACAGAGCUUUUUCUAUUAUAUCAAUAUUUAUAGUGGUGGGCAUGGCAAUUCCUGGCAUUGUCGGUUACAUAUUUGAUUUGGACAUAAUUUUCAGAAUAUCACCAGAGAACUCCAAACUAAACAAUUUCAGAACGUUUUUAUUUAACGCCACUUACACAUCAACUUAUUCAAAUAUGGCAACUUACAUGAUAGGGUUAAUGUUCGGAUAUAUUUAUUACAAAUGCCGGCAACGUAGAAUAUUUGAUAACAAGAUUAAAAAAUUACUAUGGUGGAUUUUAUUUUUGGGCCUUCCCAUAAUGGUUGUAAGAAUUACGUGCUACCAAUAUUCCAGAUUAACUUCGGCUCUGUUAAUAGUGAUUUUACGUCCACUUUAUUCCAUUGGAAUUGGAGUCGGAAUUUUAGGAAUGAGCGAAAAAAUAGGAGGCUAUGCACAAAGUGUGUGUGAAUGGAGGCCAGCAAUAUUUAUGGGAAAUUUCACUUACAGUACAUAUGUAGUCCAUUAUGUUUACGUGUUUUAUAGAACAGCAACAGCAACUAAACCUUUGGUUGUUUCUGAUGGCAUUUUGCUUCGAUCAUUUUUAAUAGACGCCACAAUGUCAUUUUUCCUCGGAUUUCUGAUGCACAUUUUAAUUGAACUGCCCGCAUCGCAGCUACAGAAGCUAUUUGUGCCACAGGUUAAGAAGAAUAAAGUGCUCAACAAAAUCGAAUAACAAUUUACAAAGAUAUUUUUGUAUACAAUAUUUUUUCGCCAUUUAUAUCAAUUGUAAAAAUGGUGAAUGCGCACAAAUUUGUCACAAUAAAGAGUAA